Molecule: messenger RNA, 693 nt
Organism: Peronospora belbahrii
Lineage: Eukaryota; Oomycota; Peronosporomycetes; Peronosporales; Peronosporaceae
Source: the annotation of a GenBank genome assembly
AUGGAUUUAAAACUCUUGCUGCACAACGUAUGGACCAAGCUGCUUGGGUUCAAAGAUAUUGUCAAUGAGUCAAAAUCAGCGCAAACGCUGCUUGUCGCGAGAUUUCUGCUAUCCAUGGCGGGUAUUUUGUAUCGGACUCAUUUCUCAGUGCUACUAGAGGAUAAGUUUGGAAUGGAUUCAAAGGACCGUGGAUUUAUAUUGAGCUACAUGGGGUUACUAGGCUUCAUUGGCAGUUUUUCCGUUGGGUUUGUCAACAAGGUCAUGAAGUCCGAGAAGUUGGUGCUGCAACUGUCGGCUAUUAUCUACGUGAUGACAUUUGUUUCGCUUUCGAGUGCUACAACGAUCAGGACUGUUUACUCGAUACUCGUACCUCAAGUGAUUUCAAUCAGUAUCGUUCGCGCAAAUUCAUUGGCGCUACAUACUACGCUUGUUUCAGAAGAACACACUGGUGCCUUCAUGGGUAUCUCAUCCUCCUUGACGUCUAUCUCCAGAACUCUUGGUCCAAUUUUGUCAGGAUGGACAUACGUCGCUUCAAUAGAUGGACCAGCUUACUGCGCAGCAUGCCUUGCUGCAGUAAGUGCUGGGCUUUUCUGCUUUUCGCAUCACUUUGCUGAAGUGGGCAAUUCACAUAGUAUUCAUGUUGAGGGCAAGGAUAUCAGGAGAUUGACGACCAAGAAGAAAACCAUUGAGUAG